CAAUUUCAGUAUAAGUGGAUUUCAUUCGUCUCUGCUCUCCUAUCUCUACCAACACUGCUUCAUUAGACGUUUUGUCCUCCCUCAACCUCAAAAAAGUCAUUUCGUCUGAUCUUCUUCUUUGUUUUCACCAAUGGCUACGGCAGGCGAAGUCAUCACUUGCAAAGCUGCGGUGGCUUAUGAACCGAACAAGCCGCUUGUCAUUGAGGAUGUCCAGGUGGCUCCGCCGCAAGCCGGUGAGGUUCGGGUCAAGAUUCUCUUCACUGCUCUCUGCCACACUGAUGCCUACACUUGGAGCGGAAAGGAUCCUGAGGGUCUAUUCCCAUGCAUUCUUGGUCAUGAGGCUGCUGGGAUAGUAGAAAGUGUUGGUGAAGGUGUAACUGAAGUUCAACCAGGUGAUCAUGUCAUCCCUUGUUACCAGGCAGAAUGCAAAGAAUGCAAGUUCUGCAAAUCAGGGAAGACAAACUUAUGCGGCAAAGUUAGGAUGGCCACUGGAGCUGGAAUCAUGAUGAAUGAUCGCAAGAGCCGAUUCUCAAUAAAUGGAAAACCAAUCUACCAUUUCAUGGGUACCUCAACAUUUAGCCAGUACACUGUUGUACAUGAUGUUAGUGUUGCAAAGGUUGACCCGCAAGCUCCUUUGGACAAAGUAUGCCUUCUUGGAUGUGGUGUCCCGACCGGGCUUGGAGCAGUGUGGAACACAGCCAAAGUUGAACCAGGGGCUAUUGUUGCUAUUUUUGGCCUUGGGACUGUUGGUCUUGCGGUUGCAGAGGGUGCAAAAUCAGCUGGUGCCUCGAGAAUAAUUGGCGUCGAUUAGGGCGUCGAUAUUGACAACAAAAAGUUUGAUAUAGCAAAGAAUUUUGGAGUUACAGAGUUUGUGAAUCCAAAGGACUAUGAUAAACCGAUUCAGCAGGUCCUUGUUGAUCUCACGGAUGGUGGUGUUGAUUACAGUUUUGAGUGUAUUGGAAAUGUCUCUGUCAUGAGGGCUGCUUUGGAAUGCUGUCACAAGGGGUGGGGAACAUCAGUCAUCAUCGGUGUUGCAGCAUCAGGUCAGGAGAUAUCUACUCGACCUUUUCAACUGGUUACUGGUCGUGUUUGGAAAGGGACUGCUUUCGGUGGCUUCAAGAGCCGCUCCCAAGUGCCCUGGCUUGUGGACAAGUACAUGAAGAAGGAAAUCAAAAUCGAUGAGUACAUUACCCACAACUUGACCCUCGGAGAGAUUAACAAGGCAUUUGAUCUGAUGCAUGAAGGGGGUUGCCUCCGAUGUGUGCUGAAGAUGCACGAAUGAGGCUGUAUGUGUGAAUCGAAGGGGUGACCUGUGAAGAACUCCAUGCCCAUCCUUCAUCAGGAAAGGCAUGUACUCUGUUGCCAUUUACUUACAAAUAGAAACUAUAAUGUGUUGGAACAAACUGCUUCUAAUUCUACCUUUUGGAAAUGUCUGCUUUGUGAUGCUAAAAGAGAAACUACGACUAAGGAGGUUUAUGCAUGAAUAAAACAUUGAUCUUCUGGAAA
This is a messenger RNA of Gossypium raimondii (Peruvian cotton), 1506 nucleotides long. RefSeq names its product alcohol dehydrogenase class-3. The record is from RefSeq and is a predicted model, not a curated record. Gene Ontology annotation, molecular function: S-(hydroxymethyl)glutathione dehydrogenase [NAD(P)+] activity; zinc ion binding. The transcript is spliced from 10 exons. Gene Ontology annotation, biological process: formaldehyde catabolic process. Lineage: Eukaryota; Viridiplantae; Streptophyta; Magnoliopsida; Malvales; Malvaceae. Gene Ontology annotation, cellular component: cytosol.